Culicoides brevitarsis is the source of this 1877-nucleotide messenger RNA. It is a transcript of the gene Arf79F, whose product is annotated as ADP-ribosylation factor 1. Bases 128 to 676 code for a protein of 182 amino acids. Gene Ontology annotation, cellular component: plasma membrane; cytoplasm. The record is from RefSeq and is a predicted model, not a curated record. The transcript has 4 exons. Gene Ontology annotation, biological process: vesicle-mediated transport; intracellular protein transport. Gene Ontology annotation, molecular function: GTPase activity; GTP binding. NCBI's taxonomy places the organism in Eukaryota, Metazoa, Arthropoda, Insecta, Diptera, Ceratopogonidae.
AUUCCGCAGAGCUACAGAAACGACAGACACGUCACACUAAAAGUUCAUUUCAGACACUUAUUUAAUUAAUAAAACACACUAAUUUCAUUUUUCGGGAAGAACGUGAGCGUUACAACAAAAAUCAAUCAUGGGAAACGUUUUUGCGAAUCUGUUUAAGGGACUGUUCGGCAAGAAGGAAAUGAGAAUAUUGAUGGUCGGCUUGGAUGCAGCUGGUAAAACCACAAUUUUGUAUAAACUUAAAUUAGGCGAAAUUGUAACAACGAUCCCGACGAUUGGUUUCAACGUUGAGACUGUAGAAUACAAAAACAUUAGCUUUACAGUAUGGGACGUAGGCGGUCAAGACAAAAUCCGACCAUUGUGGAGGCAUUACUUCCAAAACACACAAGGACUUAUUUUCGUUGUUGACAGCAACGACAGAGAGCGUAUUGGCGAGGCACGUGAAGAAUUAAUGCGUAUGUUGGCGGAAGACGAGUUACGAGAUGCCGUUUUACUGAUAUUUGCCAACAAACAAGAUCUACCAAAUGCAAUGAAUGCAGCUGAAAUUACUGACAAAUUAGGAUUACACUCGCUACGGAAUCGCAACUGGUACAUCCAGGCAACGUGUGCCACCAGCGGUGACGGCUUGUACGAAGGCUUGGACUGGCUGUCUAACCAAUUGAAGAACGCAAAUCGUUAAUGAGAGACAACAACAACAAAAAUGCAAAUUUAAAUGAAUAGAUGGAAGUACAGAGAAAAAAAAAUUAAAUGAAAAGAUGAAACAAAAGAUAAUAAUCAUAAUAAAAACAAGAUAACAUUAUUUGUGAGUUAAGGAAGAAAAGAGAGAAAUCCUUUUUUUUACUGAAAACCCUUUCAAAAAAAAUAUAAAAAUUAGAAAAACUGCUCCAACAACUGAAAAAAACAAUAUUUAUAAAAAAAAACUAUUAAGAUAAUUUUAAAAGAACAACAACAUGAUUCCCCCUUGUGUAUGUAUAUGUCAACCUGUACAUCAUCAUUUCAUCAUCAAUAUUGAAAAAAAAAAAAAAUAAAACGCUAUAAACAUUUAAAAUAAUUAUAAACUGAUGAUUCUGUGUGUCUGUUCCGAUUCCAAUACUAUAUAUUUUGUCCCGUAAAUGAAAAUUUCCAUAAGAUUAUCAUUAAUAUUAAAAAAAAACAAGAAAAAUAUCAAUUAAUUAUUAUUGUAAUACAAUUUAUCAAUAAAAUUUCAGAGAUAAAAUAAUAUUUUCUUUUUUUUCAUAUUUUUCUUUUUCAAAAGGUGUAAAAAAUUUUUAAUCGAAAGUAACCGGACAGAACAUACGCAUGCUUAGUUAAAGUUAAUUUUAAUGCAAAACACGAUUUAAAGUAAUGUAUAUUAAAAUUAAUGAUUACUAUUAUAAUGAUAAUGAUAAAAAUUGCUAAAAAAUAGAAAAAAAAAUACUGAAGGAAAAUUACAAAAAAAAAACAUUAAGAGCUAAGGAUCUUUUCUUAUGUAACAAUAAUGAAAGAUUUAAAGUUUAAGGUAACAUUUACGAUAGAAACAUGUAUUUGUUUGUAAUAGAACUAAAUUAAACAAUGAGAGUUAAGUUACAUUAAACUAUACAAAAAAAAACAACAACAACAAGAUGUACUACAACACUAAACUAUAUACUUAUAUUAUAGCUGAAUCCCGUUCCAUACACUUUUUUUUUGGUUUUUGUAUUUUUUUCGCUAUUUACGUAAAAAAAUGAAUGAUGAUAAAUAUUUGAGCACUUUCGUAUUGAAAUUAUGUUAUUAUUGCAUACAUUUAAUGUUUAUGUAUAUUUUUUUAAUUUUUAUUUUUAAAAAAAUUAAUAUUAAUAAAAUAUUCAUUCAAUAAUAUUACGAUUAUGGUAAAUAAAUUAAACAUAAAAAAAUAAUAAAAA